Lactuca virosa is the source of this 1690-nucleotide messenger RNA. The record is from the annotation of a GenBank genome assembly. Lineage: Eukaryota; Viridiplantae; Streptophyta; Magnoliopsida; Asterales; Asteraceae.
CUCUGUAGCAUUAAGACAUGAAUAAACAAUAUACAGAACACACACAUACACACCCACACAAACAUCCAAGAAGGACAUGGAUUCAUCUGCCAAAUCAGUAGACGAAGUGGUGGAAGAAAUAAUGAGAAUUCAUAAAUCUCUUCCUCCAAGACCUGGAAUCGAUGACAUUGAAGCUGCAAUGAUUCUAAUCAGAAACGCAGACAAUGAAGAACAAUCAAGGAUCGAAGCAAUUUCCAGACAAAAGAAACGAAAAUACAUCCCUGAAGAACUCUUCAACAUCCUGUUGGAGAUGCAGAAACAAUUAGUCCAAUUCCAAACCAAAGAACAAAAGAGAGAAGCUGUUAAAUUACUAGACCUCGAAAACUGCCACCAACUGUUCGAUGAAAUGAUUCAAAGAGCCUCCAAAUGUUGUUCUCCUUCUCCAUCUAAUAACACCCCUUCAAGUACUUCUUCUUCACCUUCAACAAAUCCAACUUCCAUCUCUACUUCAAGCUUCGAUCACAGCACUCCAUCUUCCACUUCUAGCUUAUCUUUUGAUAAAGAUCAUGUCAAAAGCUCCCAUUUGAUCAUUAAAGAUGAUAGUUAUGUGAAUAAAUCCAAGUUUUAUAACAAUGGAGGGAUUGUAUCAAGUAAAUUUUCCAAACCCCAAAUUUUCGAUUCAACUUUAAAACCUUCCAUUACUUCUGGACAAGAUGGUGAAAAAUUGAGUCUUAUAAAGCUUGCUAGUUUGAUUGAAGUAUCAUCAAAGAAAGGAAUUAAAGAUCUUGAUCUUCAUAACAAACUCAUGGAACAAAUCGAAUGGCUUCCCGAUUCAAUUGGGAAAUUAUCCAAUUUAGUCACAUUCAAUCUCUCAGAAAAUCGUCUUCUUUCUCUCCCAUCUUCAAUCGGAACCCUUUCAUCAUUAACAAAACUCAACUUACAUUCAAACAAAAUCAUUGAACUCCCAGAAUCCAUAGGGAAUCUCAUCAACUUAAUUUUUCUAGAUCUUCAUGGAAACAACUUAACAUCUCUCCCUCCAACUUUUGGUAGAUUAAUCCAUCUUCAAGAACUCGAUUUAAGUUCAAACAACUUCUCAUUUCUUCCUGAUCAAAUCGGUUCUCUUUCAAGUUUACAAACAUUAAACAUUGAAACAAAUGAAAUCGAAGAAAUCCCACAUGCAAUCGGUCAAUGUUCAUCUCUCAAACAACUUCUUGCGGAUUACAACAAGAUUAAAGCUUUACCAGAAGCAGUAGGAAGAAUCGAGUCAUUGGAAAAACUAUCUGUUCGAUAUAAUAACAUUAGUAGGUUGCCAACAACAAUGUCAUCGUUGAAAAGUAUAAAACAACUUGAUGUAAGUUUCAAUGAACUUGAUUCGGUUCCUGAAAGCUUAUGUUUUGCUACAACUCUUUUGAAGAUCAACAUUAGCAACAACUUUGCUGAUUUGACAUCACUUCCAAGAUCAAUUGGAAACCUUGAGAAUCUUGAAGAGUUGGAUAUGAGUAAUAAUCAAAUACGAGUAAUUCCGGAUUCGUUUAGGAUGUUAUUGAAGUUACGGGUGUUGAAUGUUGAAGGAAAUCCAUUGGAAUUACCACCACGGAACGUACUUGACAAAGGCGCUCAGGCGGUGGUUCGGUAUAUGAGUGAAGUCUAUGAAAAGAAGGAUUUAAAGGUUCUUCCCUCUUCGUCGUAUUCACAGGAUACUUGCUUCUGA